UGCCAUCCACAAGUCCCAAGACCGAAGCACCGCCAACCUUCCGCCUAACUAACCCAUCAGUCGUUUCGUUUGAGAGCAAGAAAUCUCCAGACCCAUUACAAUGGCGUCGAUUGUAAGCACGGCCGGAUUAGCUUCUUGCGGUCACAGAAAACCAUCAAUGGAGGGUUUGAAACUGAGUAGCAGAAAAGCUAUCACCUUCGGGACCCAAUUGGCCUACCCUGUUUCCUCUUCUUCUGGUUGUGGUUAUAGCAGAAGGAUGAAGCCCAUGGUUGUGGUGAAAGCAGAGGCUCAACACAUAAACCCUGAAAUUAGGAAGAGCGAGGAAAAGGUUGUGGACUCUGUUGUCGUCACUGAACUCUCUAAGCCCCUCACAGUUUAUUGCAGGUGUUGGAGGUCAGGGACUUUCCCUCUGUGCGAUGGAAGCCAUGUAAAGCACAAUAAAGCUACUGGUGACAAUGUUGGACCAUUGCUCCUCAAGAAGCAGUAAGCGGCAUUUCGAUGUUAGUAGAGGUAUUUAUUCGGAUGGGUUAGAUAUCACUUCACUAGUGUUGUUUUUAAAUGAAAAUGACUGUGUUUAUUUGAGAUCUGAACGAUGUGUGUAUUGUUAGAAUUUCAUGUAAGCAGUAUAAUCGUGACAUUUCAAAUAACGUACGAGUUGUACACUUUAUUUCACUCCUAA
This is a messenger RNA of Prunus mume (Japanese apricot), 679 nucleotides long. It is a transcript of the gene NEET, whose product is annotated as 2 iron, 2 sulfur cluster binding protein. Gene Ontology annotation, molecular function: 2 iron, 2 sulfur cluster binding. Gene Ontology annotation, cellular component: intracellular membrane-bounded organelle; mitochondrial outer membrane. NCBI's taxonomy places the organism in Eukaryota, Viridiplantae, Streptophyta, Magnoliopsida, Rosales, Rosaceae. Gene Ontology annotation, biological process: regulation of autophagy. The record is from RefSeq and is a predicted model, not a curated record.